Molecule: messenger RNA, 8928 nt
Organism: Callithrix jacchus (white-tufted-ear marmoset)
Lineage: Eukaryota; Metazoa; Chordata; Mammalia; Primates; Cebidae
Gene: RNF152
Product: ring finger protein 152
Biological process (GO): positive regulation of autophagy; protein polyubiquitination; cellular response to amino acid starvation
Cellular component (GO): lysosomal membrane; lysosome
Molecular function (GO): ubiquitin protein ligase activity
Source: RefSeq, a predicted model, not a curated record
GCUCGCGGCGGGACGAGCUGCUGCCGCCGGCCCGUGGCGCGCGUCUGGCUGAGCGGGGUGGGCGCGUCGGGACCACCCAGCGAUGUUGUCGCCGCCGCCGCCUCUGUAGAGAAGCGCCCGAGCCCGCAGCGGAGAAAGGCUGAAGAAAGCUCAGUCUCAAUUGUGUUUCCUGCCUGUCAGCCUCUUGCCUCCCAAACGCAUACCAUUUCCACUUGAUGUCAUCACGCAGAAGGGGGUGAAAGAGACUCGGUGACAGAUUCAGAAAUGAACACACCUGUGAGUACUGGAUGCCUGUGAGCUCCCCAUCACCGGCACUGCAAAGUCGCAGAGUGGCAGCCUCUGAGAAGCAGCUCCUUCCCCUUCACCUUGGUCUUGCCCUUCCUGCUCAAGGUCUACCAUGGAGACGGUGUCCCAGGACUCCCUGCUGGAAUGUCAGAUCUGUUUCAAUUACUACAGCCCCCGGCGCAGGCCCAAGUUGCUGGAUUGCAAGCACACUUGCUGUUCAGUGUGCCUCCAGCAGAUGAGGACCAGCCAGAAGGACGUACGGUGCCCUUGGUGCCGUGGUGUCACCAAGCUGCCCCCCGGCUUUUCUGUGUCACAGCUCCCCGAUGACCCGGAGGUCCUGGCUGUCAUUGCCAUUCCACACACUUCCGAACACACCCCGGUCUUCAUCAAACUUCCCAGCAAUGGGUGCUACAUGCUGCCCCUGCCCAUUUCCAAGGAGCGGGCGCUGCUGCCUGGAGACAUGGGCUGCCGCCUGCUGCCUGGGAGCCAGCAGAAGUCUGUCACUGUGGUGACCAUCCCUGCCGAACAGCAGCCUCUGCAAGGUGGGGCUCCCCAGGAGGCCGCAGAGGAGGAGCAGGACAGGCGGGGCGUGGUGAAAAGCUCCACCUGGUCGGGGGUGUGCACUGUCAUCUUGGUGGCCUGCGUCUUGGUCUUCCUCCUUGGCAUCGUGCUCCACAACAUGUCCUGCAUCUCUAAGCGCUUCACUGUGAUUUCCUGUGGCUGAAGACAGCUGCAGGGAAGUCUCUGGUGGGUGCCAACUUAGGGGUUGAGCAGGUUGGUGAUGAGAUCCCGGUGAGAAGAUGGGGGGGGGGAGCGACACUGACCAUUUGGUGCUGAGCUCUGGCCUCUUGGUUGCCUCUUGAUUUACCCCAAGACAGACACGAAGGGCAGAAGGUGAGGUCUCAACAAGAUACCAGGCGAAUUCUUCUGAGUGUUGAUGGCAACAGCUUUGAAGAUGAUUGCAUGCAUCCUCAUAAUCAUGUAUUCAAUGGACUGUAAUUUAUGAUUUUUGAAAAUCAUGUUAUGAGAUAGACAUAGUCUACUUAGACGUUAAAAUGCGCAAGUGCAUACAAUGUGAUCUUCUCUAAAUGCGGUAGAUUAAAACAAAGAUGCUGUGUAUACAAGUAGAGUUAAACCUGCGAAUCCGUGUAAACAUCCAGUGAAGACAUGCACUGCUGGCUUCUUUACUUUUUCUUUGUUGUUCUUUUUAUUGAAAUGCAGUCUUCAUCUAGUUGCUAAGGCUUUUUAUACAUUUUGAAUGGCACCAAAACAAAAUAAGUCACGAUGGACAGUCGUUGUUGUGGAGAAAAUAUUUGAACAAGUGUCUCCAAUGUGUUGUGUUUUGUCAUGAACCUUCAUUUUCUUCAUGUGUGAUUAGAGCUCGCUACGUGUUGAUGAAACUGAAAGCUCAACAGGGGAGCAAUAAACCGAGAAGUCGUGAGACAUGUCCAAUCCUGCGGGAACCCUGUACACUGAUUUUCCUCAAGCCAUCUCACAAAAUAAGGAUUUCAAAUGUAAAUAUUGUGUAUUUGUGUGUGUAUGUAUGUGUGUCUAAUUUGAUUUACCUCAGGUGUUUGAGUCUUUGCAGAAGAAUCCCAGGAUUAAGACUUCAUUGGGCAUGGGUGAGUCGAGCGUCUGAAGCGGUGGCCACUUCAUGGGCACCUGCACGCAGCGAGGAGUCUCCUACCCGUCACCUGCAGCGCUCACUCCUCCUCUGUGUAUUUGAGUCCUGCAUUUUGUCAGAGGCAAAUGGAGAGUAACAGAACAGUGUCUUUUCUCCCAGUUUUGGAAUCUUGCGCUGGUCAUGAAUGUUGUGACUGAUGGCCAACCCGGGCGGGCGUUUUAAUAGAUGGUCUGUGGUUCUUUUUUGAAAGAUGCUCUUCCACGAGAGUCAAACCAGUUAGAAUUCCAGUUUCCUCUUAUUGAAGUAAGAGAGAAGCUCUCCUGUAAUUUAACAUGUUUUUUACUGAGGAAAGUGGCAAGGUAAACUAACAGCUCAAAUUCCCAAAAUAAGUGGACCAGUUCUUCAUAUACUGUCAAAUAUUCUUAAAUGUGCAAUGGUCUCUACAUGCUCAUGAGGAAAGCUCUGCUAGAUGUAAGUGAUAAAUUCCUGUCCCUGGGUGCAUGUGCAUUCAGAAAUAGCUGUGAGCUUUACAGUUCCCAUCUAACUUAUUUUAUGGAAUUCAUGAAGCAAGUGGUAUGUGACAAGGACUCCACUUAUAAAUAUAACUUUUUAUGUUCCACUGAAUCCCUGAAAAUGGUGAGGAGGGUGGGGGGAAGUGAAGGAAAGACAGCAGGGCUAAUUCUAAAAAGCAAGGCUAGAAAACAGCCCUGUGAGGUCAAGAUAAUUUAAUUUAUUUACAUGCUACCUGUUACCUUCAAACAGCACAAAAUGUGCAUAUAAAAGUGAUGGAAUUAAUGUGAAAUAAAACAAAAAUAUAAUGACUAGAAUACGACGCUAAUACUGCUAAUUGGCAUGAGAAUUUAACAUAAAAUUAGGAGCUCUGAUUUUUCAAAUUUUUCAAAUUUAUCAUAAGACCUUUAGGAAAUGUAUUUGAAAGCUCAAAAUAGAAAGUAGGUUAAAAUGCCAUUUUAUUGUGUAAGCUCGUGGGCAUUAUACAACAAAUAAUCUAGGAUUUAUUUGGUAUUAAUAAUUUAGGCAUCAUAUUAGCUGAAUACUCUCCUCUAUUACAUAAUAUACUGUUGGGUUAGUGUCAAUUUCUCUAACUCUCCCAGGCUGCUGUAAUGCAUGUCUGACCUAAUUUCUGUUUCUCUUGGAGAAACACACACACACACACACACACACACGUAUAUACACCACAGAAAUGUUGCAUUAAGAAUGCUACAUUUCAAAUAGACUUUACCCUCGCAAUUUUAGGCUAUGCCAUAUUCAAAUUAAUUUUGUGAGUGAUAUCUGCAUAUGUUUCUGUACAGUUUGAAAUGACUGACCCUGUAGUGUAGUAUGUGAUAGAGUUCUACUUGUUAAAGUAGGUUAGAAAUAGACACUAAUGUGUGUGAUGAUAGCGUCCUGUGUUUCUUAGUGCAAAUCUGUAGAGUAAAAAUGUUCAUAGAACUUUUACUUAAAAACAGUCCCGUGCUAGAGCUGCCAUUAAGCAGUGCAAAAUUAUUUGGCAGUAUGGUAGAUUCCUGACCUCAAAUUUAACAACAGCAACCACAAUCAGAUUAUUAUUAUUUUUUCUUGCGAGUCUUAUUGACAUAAGAAACAUUGUUGAAAUUGUUUAAAUGGAUUCUGCCUGCAGUUAUUUGUGUACCUGUUUGUUAGGGUGUGCAUUCUUGUGUGUGUGUGUUUGUGUGUGUGUGUGUGCGUGUGCGUGUGCGUGUAUGAGAGCAUGGGGGAGGAGAGAGAGAGAGAGAGAGAGAGAGAGAGGUUUUAAUGUUACUUGGCAUCCUAUUGUUCUGGCCUCUUUUGGCAUUUACCAGUGACCCUUAACGAACACAUCUACCCAUGCGACCAAAGUCCACUGACACAAGAGGCCAGAAUUCUUACUUGCACAUCAAUGAACAGUCACAACUGGAGAGCACAGAAAGUUAGAGCUGAAAGCAGCAUCCGGUGGCUUCAUUUUGUAGAUGGGUCCAUUUUGUAAUUCUGCAGAAAAGGGGGGAUGUGAACUUUGCACUGCAGUGUCUUCUUGCUCUGCAUCCCAGGUCUAUCUCUAUCUGGCUAUGAUCCUUUCUAGGGUUGAUUAAUACCCUUUACUAAGUCAACUAUUGCUUUAAAGGAUAUUUUUUGUAGGUUUAUGUGCUCAUUUUAGUUAGCAUCUACCUCUGGGAAAACGAAAGGAGGGUUGACAUAGGGAUGAGUAUAGAUGUUGAAAGACAGCUAUCAAACCAUGUGGUUUGAAUUUUUAAAAUUGCAGAGCAUUGGUGUCCAAAUCUCCCACCCCACUUGUUUGUAAAGGACAGUGAGUGUUGUGUAAAUAGUAAACUCUAAGAAGCAUGAAUUUUUGUCUUUAUUAAUGAUCUUGACAUAAGCAAGAGAAUGCUUCAUUUGUUAAGUAGAGCCAAGAAUGCUACUAAAAAGCAUUGUCUUCGGAAACAUUUUGUAUAAUGACUUGGGGCAUAAGUUGUGAUGAAAAGGCAACUUGGUUCUCAGUUCCAGUCAUACUUAAGGAUCAGAAAGCUCUAAGAUAUUUUCUUUAAAAAUAGAAUUAUUUAAUUUUUUGCAUGACUUACAUAUUGGGACCUUGAAGGUGAAACCGGGUGAUGGUAUAACCCGUGAGAUCUUCUAGACUGGCACAGUUCUAUAGAAUUUUCUGUGGCAAUGGAAAUGCUCUGUAACCUGUGCUGCCUGGUACAGUGGCAACAAGCCACAUUGACUUUCAGGCAGUUAAAAUGAAGUUAGUACAAGGGAAGAAGUGGAUUUCAAAUUUUAUUUAACUGAAAUCUAAAUGUGACAAGUGGCUGCCAUAUUGAACAACACAGUUCUGGAUGAUUGUGCCUGGGGAUCUAGCAUCAAGGUGUUAAUGGAGUAACAGUGGGGUGGAGAAGAGAGUUUGUGUGCUAGGAACAUGUAGUUGGCAAAAGGCAAAAAAUUCUUCUCAGCUCAAAAAGUAUGUGAUCUCUAGUAUGACGGUAAAAAUUCAUUGUUGCCCUUUGGAACUGUUGCUGAUUGACUUUAGGCCAAGGAAUGAUCAGUGAAGCUUAAAGAGAGCUUUAUUAAGCCCCUUUUCUGGGAUCGUUAGCUGCAUGUGAACCUAUUGUCCAAAAAUAGUAGUUAGACAGUAGCUAUAAAACGUUUGACUUGCAAGCUAUGCAUGACCUAUACUGUGAAAUUGUGUUUAGGGUCUGUGGCCAAAAAGUAAAUGUUACAGGAAAAAAAAAAAAAAGCCUAAUGAAAUCCCUGUUCACUUCCAAUAUCUUAUCCAGACUUCAUUGCUGUAUCAGUAAGGUGCAAAUAUAAGAGCAAGCAUGGUUUGCAGUGGUCAGACUGUUUUUGUUUGCCCUUGAAGUCUGCCAGCUUGUCAUUGUAUUUGGUGUGGGCAUAUGUGGGCAUCAUUUUUCAGAUGCCAGACUAAAAUGUAGGUACUAUUUUUAGAGUGAGAUUUUGACAUUGUUUUAGUCUCUUUUUUAAACAAAAAUUUUAGUUAUCACUGAAAGAGUUGAAGAUUUGAAGCUUUGCACAAAGGCACUUUUUUUUUAACAGUAAAACAUAUUGCCCAUGAAAUGUAAAGACUUGAAGGUUACUGAAGCUACUAGAAUUAAUUUUUAGCUAAAUAAAAGGAAGCAGAAAAUUCAGUUUGAAAUAUAUUUUUUCUGUAAAUACCAGAUUCUUACUGAUAAUCUGGUAUUUAUUCCAGUCUAGAUUUUGAUUUGAAGAAUUCCCAUCCCUUUAUUUGAAAACUUAUAUUGCUUUCAAAAUUGGUUAGUCUGCUUUUCAUUGUUUUCCAAAUGGAAUAUAUACCAAAUGCAUUCACUUCAUUUUAGCAGAAAUAGUUUUGUUGUUGUUGUUGUUGUUUUUUUUUUUUGUAGAACUCAUCAAGACUUUUCUUCUUAGCCUGUCUUUAAAAAUCAUUUAAUUUUUUUUUUUGUCAAGAUAGUAGUCUUUCUUUAGACUUAAGAGGAAGAUUGAAGUCCAAAAGUUAUCGGUGCAAGAGGAAUAAUGCACAAAAGACUUCAGUUUCUAUCUUCACUCAGAAAAACGAUGCUGCCCACCAGUCAGCAUUUUGUUUCCACAUAAGAAGUGUCAGUUUGUCAUCCCUGACCUAGAUGGAGAAGCUGUUCCUUGAUGUUGCCAUCAUUCUCAGUAAAUUGUCACCUACAAGGUAAUCCUUACCAAAACGGAAACUAUCGAGAAGAAUAAGAUAGCCAAGGUUAUUCAGUAGCUGUUUUGAAAGUAGCAGUCUAUUUCAAAAGCAAAAACAAUGAUGUUCAGUUGCUGGAUUUUGUUCAACAUGAACCGCCCCCCCUUUUUUUUUGAGAUGAAGUUUCGCUCUCAUUGCCCAGGCUGGAGUGCAGGGGUGUGAUUGCCGCUCACUGCAACCUCUGCCUCCCAGGUUCAAGUAAUUCUCCUGCCUCAGCCUCCCAGGUAGCUGGGAUUAUAGGCAGCGCCACCAUGCUUGGCUAAUUUUGUAUUUUUGAUAGACACAGGGUUUCUCCAUGUUGGUCAGGCUGGUCUUGAACUCCUGACCUCAUGUGAUCUGCCUGCCUCAGUCUCUGAAAGUGUUGGGAUUACAGGCAUGAGCCACCGUGCCUGGCCGACAUGAAACACUUCUAAAAAAUAAGUGGAAAUUCAAGCCAUUGAUUUUUCUGACACAACUGACCACACACACGCAUACACACACACACCACAAUUUAGCUGUAAUUGACACACACACACACACACACACCACAAUUUAGCUGUAAUUGACACACACACACACAAAAUUUAGCUGUAAUUGACACACACACCCCACAAUUUAGCUGUAACUGACACACACACACACACCACAAGUUAGCUGUAAUUGGCACACACACACAAUUUAGCUGUAAUUGGAGUUAAAAAUCAAGUUAAAAAAUAUUGUUAGUCCUGUUUUCCAAUUUGUGAGUUAUACGAUAUUGGAUUAGAUGUUAAUUUCUUAACUGGUUGCUAUGGGCUGCAUACAUUAUGUCAAACUACCUUUGAGAGUGUCUAUAUAAACACAUGAAACUUUUCAAAUGUAUGAGGAGGUAGGUUCUACUGUAUACAUUUUAUUGGAAAGCCAUUGAUUGUUGAAGAACGUAAGCAGGUGGGGCAUUUAAUUUCUUCCAAAUACCUUAUUUUUUGGAUCGGUUUAAGUGAUUGGGGUGAGUGCACCAUUAUUCUUGAACCCCUGAAAUGUGGUUCCCAUUUUUCUGCACAAAUUUUCUUAGUAAAGCCAACAAUUUUUUUUUUCCAGGAUUCACUGCCUGGGAUAUCCCACUAUAUACAUGUCACCUAUGAUGUAGUGGUGCUUGAAACACUCAUCUCAUUAGCUAGAUUUUAUUCUAAUCUAAGGUUUUUGAUAUUUUUCAUACUAUGAUAUUUUUAGGGACAAUCAGUAAUAUUUGCGGCAGAGCACUGAGGGACCUCUCGAAGUCUGCAGCAGCAUGCAUUUUCUUUGUUUUUGUAGGGGAGGCUUCCCUUUUGCUGUCUGUGUUCUAGAACACUGCUCUCAAUUCAUUGCCAUGGGAUGUAGAGCUGGUAGCCCAUGUGAAAGUCUUCUGUAAUCUCCUUGGGGUGUGAGUUAUUGGGUUAUUCUAACAGGAGUUUUCCAAAGGGAUGGUCCAUUUUUAAUUCAACAUUUGCUUUUUGAAAAUCUAGAAGUAGACAGUUGGAUAUAAUGGUGGUGGAAGAGCUUGGGCUGUAAGCAGAAGGAAAUAAAUAUGACAAAUGCCUCUUAAAGGGGAUCUAGUUAAUACCUCUGUUACCUGUUUUUCAAUAGUGGGAGGCCGCAGUAGCUGGUACCUUACACUGUGCCUCAGGAAAAUCCUAUGAAGAUUUCAUUUACAAAUCCUCUUAGGAUUUUCUGGGUUGAGGGACAACUCAACUAUUAAGUCGAGGGAGAGGGAGAAAUGAAGCAUUAGGUCUACAUCAAUGGACAGGCAGAUAAACCCAGAGAGAGAAAAUACUUAAUAAAGGAAGAGAGUAUAGCUGCAAAACAAGACAUAUAGGAGCUGAAGGCCAGACAUGGCAGAAACCAGCUGGAGAAAGAAGCGCAGGGCACCUAGGACAACUUAGUCAAGCACAAUCUGUCAUUCCAGUAUGGACUACCAAGUUCAAUUCAGGAUGCUUAAGACACAUGGGGCAAUAUGUUCAGCUGAUGAGGACCCAAAGAGGCCCCAUUUUCCCCAUCACCCUAUGCUAUGCUCAUGGCUUGGAUUGUUAGCACACUAGGCAAUUUCAGAGCCUGCUCAGGAGUUGGUGGCCACUUUGGUGCAGACAACCAACCCUAAGACUCUAGAAUCCUCUUAACCAUGGAAGGCAAUGCCUAUUCCUGUGGAUCUAUCCUGACUUGAGUAUGUCAGUACUGUCGGGAAAAUGAGUUCAAGAAUAUUUCAGUUUAUAAAUCCUGGUUGCUGUCAUAUAGGUUUUCAUUCCACCACUCACUUGUGUUUGCCUCACUCCAUAGUCAUAGGUGUGGAAGCUGGUUUCAGCUUGGGGCUGUAACAAACUCCCAUCAUAAGCCAUGUAGCUGCGGCCCAGGGUUCCUUCCAUCUACAGCUUCAGUGGUGGGUUCCCUGGCCCUCUUGAUAACAAAAACUCCAGUCUAAUGGCUAGAUUAAUGCUGCUCAGAGGCUAUUAACUCAAAUCCUUGACGUGUUUCAUUUACAAUUAUGUGGAUUAUUUAUUUUAGGAGUUUUUUUUUUUUUUAAGGGCCAAAUAGCCCUACAGAUAAAUGAGCUGCUGGGCUGUGUAGAAAAUAUUGUUCAAAUGUUGCCAAAUAUUGACUUCGUAAGGGGGAUAUCAAGCUGCUGUUUAUAAAUCUGAAUGUCUUAAAAGCAUUCUUGCUUGCUCUCUCUGUUAUAGAUGGUGUCUUAGCAGUCCUGAGUUUUCCAAUGAACCCCAUUUUAAUAUAUGGUAUUUUUGUAUGCCAAACUGGUGUCUCGUCCUUUGUAUAUGUGGUAAUGUUGAUUUUAUGACUACUGUUAAAACACAUUUGCUAUGAUUAAAAUUCAUAAAAAUGA